AUGAUUUUAGCUGGUGACCGCUCUUUGCUGGCAGCCCCAUUUGCCGGCUUGCCUUAUGAUUCGCCCACCUAUCCAGUCCCGUCCACCCCCCCCGUGUCCCUCCCUCGUCCCUGUCCACACCCCCACCUUGGUCCUCCUAGUAAGGGUACCCCAUCUUCUGCUUCCACAGAGACAUCUUCUGAUUCCGCUUCCUGCUUUGCACUAUAUUUGAAGCCACUCUCCUCCUCGUUGCUAUUCAUUGGUUGUUCUACUUGCUCCUUUGUCCUGCCGUGCCUUUCCUGCCAAGGUCCAGAUCUCGCCUUCUCCUUCGCCACCGAUCGCACGAGGUUCUCUUCCGCAUCAUCCCCGCACGCUGCCUUCGCUCUGCCGUUACCGCCGCCCUCGCCUCCUCCUCGUCGUGAUCGUCGUCUGCGUUCUGGGGUCGUAGUACGUCGGUUAUUUCAGUUCGUGGUUCUUGGCGUCUUGACGAUGACGGGCAAGCGCCGUCGUCCCCCCCUGCAGCAUCGUGCGACGGGUCGUCCUGACGCUCCCACCCCGCCAGAGGCCCCGGGCGCGCUGGCGCCAAUCCUACUCCGAGCUGCCGCUGCCCUGGUUGCGCGCGAGGAAGGCACCGUCCCCUCGCACCCCCGGGAUCCGAUUUAUCGAUCUCCUCGUGGGCGGACCCACCCAAACCUUCGCGCGCGCGGAGGGUCGUUCCGUACCUGCCGCCCUCCUCGGCGCUCACCUGCUGUCCAGCGACAGGUGAUCGGUCCGCUCCUCCAGCAAUCCGCUCUUGCCGCGCGAUCCCUGCCGCUGCGGCUUCCUCCCUCGCUGUCUCAGUCGGCAUCGUCUCUGCCGUGCUCGGCGUGGGAGCCCCCGCCCGCAGCUGUUCCUCUGCCUCCUCCGUACACCCAUCCUCCACCCGAGGCGUCACCCCCCGUUCAUGCCCCUCCGGCCGCGCCUUCUUUCCCGCUGCCCCCAUCAGCGCCUCCUCCUGGUGGUCCACCCGUUCCUCCUCCCCCUCCUUCCCCCCGGUCCUAG
Molecule: messenger RNA, 1020 nt
Organism: Closterium sp. NIES-65
Lineage: Eukaryota; Viridiplantae; Streptophyta; Zygnematophyceae; Desmidiales; Closteriaceae
Source: the annotation of a GenBank genome assembly